AUGACAGAAAUUAAAAUACCGUUUACCAAAACUAAAUUUUCGCAUAUUCCCGCUAGUAAACUUAGACCUGGAACUCUUGGAAUAGAACUGGAAAUUAGUACUAAUUUUUUGGUGUAUGAUUUAGCCGGUUCUUUUGAAAGAGCAGUUCCGCCUGCCGAUAGCAAAGUUCCUUUUGAAAAAAUUGCUUUUAUUUUUGCGGAUAAUAAUACCGAAACUGCUUUUUAUCAGACCUUAUGCGAUGAUAAUCAAAAACAAUUUGAGUUGAGUUUUGAUAAAGACAAAAUUUUCUUAAAUGUAGAGGGUUUUGCUAAUAUUAUUGAUAAAACUAAACCGGAAGUUCGGGUAAGUUUUAAAAAUUUGCUUAUUUUUUUUGAAUCAAAAUUCAGUGGGAUAAUUAAACUUACUACUGCUUCCCGAGGUCCUGAUGAACCAGACAUUCCUUCUAAUAUUCUUCAAAUUAGAAAUAAGGCUAUUACGGCUAUCAAGCAGGCUCUUAAUUCGGAACCGAAAUUAAGUUCUAAGGAUUUAAGUUCAGCAUAUCAAAAUUGA
Messenger RNA from Funneliformis geosporum, 549 nucleotides. The record is from the annotation of a GenBank genome assembly. Lineage: Eukaryota; Fungi; Glomeromycota; Glomeromycetes; Glomerales; Glomeraceae.